Molecule: messenger RNA, 1880 nt
Organism: Cylas formicarius (sweet potato weevil)
Lineage: Eukaryota; Metazoa; Arthropoda; Insecta; Coleoptera; Brentidae
Gene: CCT7
Product: T-complex protein 1 subunit eta
Exons: 2
Coding region: 105-1724 (539 amino acids)
Biological process (GO): protein folding
Cellular component (GO): chaperonin-containing T-complex
Molecular function (GO): ATP hydrolysis activity; ATP binding; ATP-dependent protein folding chaperone
Source: RefSeq, a predicted model, not a curated record
ACGUAGUUGAAGAAGAAUUAUUUACGGUUAAGUAUUCAUGCUUUUGGGUAGCACCUGGAUAAAAAAGUUAAAUUUUCUAACAACUUUGUACAAAAUCGAGCAAAAUGAUGCAACCGCAAAUACUGCUAUUAAAGGAAGGGACUGAUACAUCUCAGGGUAAGGCUCAGCUCAUUUCCAAUAUUAACGCUUGUCAGUUGGUUGUGGAUGCCGUUCGCACUACUUUGGGGCCAAGAGGCAUGGAUAAAUUAAUCGUCUCCAGAACCCAUAAAGCUACAAUCUCAAACGACGGCGCGACUAUUUUGAAGCUUCUUGAUGUUGUUCAUCCAGCAGCAAAAACCCUUGUCGACAUUGCCAAGUCACAAGAUGCAGAAGUUGGGGACGGAACUACCAGUGUAGUAUUGCUCGCCGGGGAAUUUUUGAAGGAGAUAAAGUCAUAUGUUGAAGAAGGAGUGCAUCCUAGAAUUAUUAUUCGUGCUGUUAGAAAAUCUCUACAACUUUGUCUUGAGAAAAUCAGUGAAAUUUCUGUUAAAAUUAACAAAGCCAAUGCUGAAGAGUUUCGUUCUUUGCUAGAAAAGUGCGCCGCCACAGCUAUGAGUUCUAAACUUAUAAAUCAACAAAGAGGAUUCUUUUCUAAAAUGAUUGUUGAUGCUGUAUUAUUAUUAGAUGAUCUUUUACCACUUGAUAUGAUUGGAAUUAAAAAGGUACAAGGUGGCGGUUUAGAAGAUUCAAUGCUGGUCGCUGGCGUGGCUUUUAAAAAAACUUUCUCAUAUGCUGGCUUUGAAAUGCAACCAAAAAUCUAUGAAAAAUGCAAAAUUGCUUUGCUCAACAUUGAACUGGAAUUAAAAGCUGAACGGAGUAAUGCAGAAGUUCGAGUGGACAAUGUUAAAGAGUAUCAGAAAAUAGUUGAUGCUGAGUGGAAUAUUCUUUACAAUAAGCUAAAGAAAAUCCAUGAAUCCGGAGCAAAUGUGGUUUUGUCGAAACUUCCUAUUGGUGAUGUGGCAACCCAAUAUUUUGCUGAUAGAGAUAUGUUUUGUGCAGGACGUGUGCCAGAUGAUGACCUUAAAAGAACUCUGAAAGCAUGUGGUGGUGCAGUUUUGACAACUGUUCAGGAUAUCAACGAUUCUGUAUUAGGAAGGUGCGAUUUAUUCGAGGAGCGCCAAGUGGGGGGAGAACGGUUCAACUUCUUCCGAGGUUGCCCCAAUGCAAAAACUUGCACUAUAAUCCUUAGGGGUGGAGCUGAACAAUUUUUAGAAGAGACCGAGAGGUCGUUGCACGACGCCAUAAUGAUCGUUAGACGAACGAUUAAAAACGACGCAGUAGUGGCUGGCGGCGGCGCAAUAGAAAUGGAAUUGUCGAAAAUGUUACGAGACUAUUCCAGAACGAUCGCGGGCAAAGAGCAACUGCUGAUUAACGCCAUAGCUAAAGCAUUGGAAAUAAUUCCGAGGCAGUUGUGCGACAAUGCUGGAUUCGACGCAACGAAUAUCUUGAACAAGUUACGGCAGAAGCACGCCCAAGGCCAUUGCUGGUAUGGCGUCGAUACCAAUCAGGAGGAUAUCAACGACAAUUAUGAGGCCUGCGUUUGGGAACCCGCGGUUAUUAAAGUGAACGCAUUAACCGCCGCUACAGAAGCGGCGUGCUUAAUUUUGUCGGUAGAUGAAACCAUCAAGAAUGAGAAGUCGGGGGAAGCUCCCCAAAUGGGUCGUGGUAUGGGCCGGCCCAUGUAGUUGCGGAGUAAAAAUAUAUUCACGUCACAAUUCGUGACGCAUUUUGUCAGUGCUUUUUUCACCAUUAAUGUCUAGCCGAAAUAUUUGUUUAAUUUCAUAAUUUUAGCAACUAAUAAAUAACCGAUUUUCAAAAUUGAUGGUGUGAUUUUUUGGUAG